AUGGGUGCGACGCGGCGAACCUCCAACGUCGGAGCCCCCGCGGAUGAUGCCCGCGGGGGAGGGCGAGCGGUCGAGCGGAACGACCGCGCGAACGUCGCGGCUACGACGACCGACGAACGACGCGAAUCUGUGCACCCCGACGACGGCGACGACCUCGGGCGCUCGAGCGCGGACGCGAACGCCGCCGGUGUCUCCGAAACGCAUCGCGGUCGCGGUGUCGUGUACGCUGAGCUGCGAAGGGUGUCCAGGGACGCGCCCACGACCAAGACGCUGCCGGACAAGAUCGACCUGCCCUCGCCCGAGCGCGUCGGCGACGUGUUGACCUUGGGGAGACAAAGGGUCAACGACGUGCAGCUCGACUGCCCUAGAGUCCCGAGCUUGCUGUCGCGAAACCACGCGGAGAUCACCGUCGACGCGAACGGGACGCACUUCGUCACGGACAAGGACACGCUGAACGGGACUUAUUUGAACGGCAAUCUCAUCCCGCGCGGGCCGUGUCCGCUCAAGCCCGGAGACAUCAUCGCGUUCGGAGGCCCGGCGAACGUUCUACGAGCGAAUCAGACGCUGCGGAACUCGUUCCGGUACGAAUAUAGGAGACCGCUCGCGUUAGAGGCGUGGAGGGAGGCGUGCACGGCGCGGGAGAGGGAGAGCGUCGGCGAAGACGGCGCCCGCGACGCGGCCGCGACGGCGACGGCGACCGAACCGACGCCAGGCGUCGACGACGAAGAGCGUCGACGUCCGACGAAGCGCACGUCGUUUCGGUCGGGCGACGCCGUGAGCGGGGAUGCAGGAGGCGGAGGGGCGAGUGUCGCGCGCGCAGGCGAGAACGCGGCCGCGACCACGCGGCCGCACUCGCAGUCCACGCAGUCCACGCAACCGACGCAAUCCACGCAACCCACGCAGCCGACGCAAUCCACGCAACCCACGCAGCCGACGCAGCCGACACGCGCUCCCGUCCCCGAGCCUGAAGCGGUAGCGAAGGAGAUUCUCGUCGACGACGGCAUCGCUCCGGACGGGUAUCGCAGUCCAGGAAAGGCCUGCGUGAAGCUUUCGAAGCGCGAUCUGGUCUCCAUGAGACGAGCGGCGACGAAGCUCUCCACGCGGUCGCCAGAUUUUCUACGCGACGCGCUGAGCGAGACGGGCGUUUCCCUCGCCGAGAGCGUCGUGCCUCUGAACCCGGAGGACGGAUCGCUGAUGAUGGAUAUCAUCGCGGAUGCGUCCAGAUCCGAUCGCGAGCGAUUAUUCGCGAACGUUCGCGACGUCGUAGACGCGGAAACGUCGGGAUCACAGGGAAUUAACGAGGUUUCCAUGACGCAAGCGGCGACGCAGGAGUACGUCGCGCCGUCCGAGCUCACGGCGGCCACGUCCGCUGCCGUGGCGCGAAUGGUCACGCAGACGUGUCACGAAGCGCUUGAACUUCACACUUCCGCGUCCGGGCUCGUGUCUUUCGGUCUUAAGCUCCUCAACGCAACCUCGGUCUGGGAUUCGGAGACGUACAAUCACAUGGAAAAGACCGCAGCCGCGGGUGGGUUCAAACGCGGCGACCUCGUUGCGGAGUCAAUCGCGCUCGCGUUGUACCCGAAGGAACAGAUGGGUUGGGAGAGAACGAAAAAAGAAGAUGGAGACGAUACGCCGAGCGAUAAUCGCGUUUUCGCCGCGUCAGUGGGGGAGAUAGACGGUCACGGAAGCGACAUCGGCGCGGCGGGGUGCGAGGCGAUCGCGGAGGCUGCGUUGACGCCUCGACGCAGCUCGGACGGUCGAUGGAUUUUCAACGAGUGCUUGCGCAGCUUGACGCUCGGUAAAAACCCGCGCGUAGGGGACGCUGGUUGCUCCGCGGUCGCGAAAGCACUAGCCCCGCGACCAGUGCGUUCUUCGUUCAUGUUCAACACGACGCUGACUGUGCUCGAUCUGUCCAGCUGUGGCAUAGGCUCCGCGGGCGCGGACGCUCUCGUCGACGCGUUGAAGAUGGUGCCAGUCGAGGAUGACUGGAUUUUUCCUUCUAACAUACGGGCGUUGAAACUGUCGGGAAAUCAAAUAGGAGCCAAAGGCGCGAAAGGCAUCGCGAGUCUUCUCGGGCCGAAGAACAAUAUGAAAAGCGGAUCGUGGAGCUUCAACCCUUCGCUCGCGUUGAUCGAUCUCUCGGACAAUCCCGGGCUCGACGACUCUGUGGCGGAGGCUUUCGUUCAGGCGUUGAAGCCUCGAAAGCAAAAAUCGCAAAAACGCGAGCGGGGCGACGCGAUCGCGAAGCCGAGUUUUGCGAUCAACCUCACGCUCUCAAAGCUCCGACUUUGCGGCCACGCGUUCCACGACGGCGUCAAGAAGAUUACGGACUCGCUCGACGCGAAGAACAAUGGCUCGGACGGUGCCGCGAAAGCGUCCACGACUGUUGUGUUCGAGCAUCAAGGCUCGAGUUCAAACGCAGCCAACGUGGUGGUGGAUAGUGAAGGCGACACGUACGAGAUCGUCUUCCCCGUCGUUACCGGAUCUGCAGCCGAGCGCCGCGAUUUGUCCCUGUGGCACUGGCGAACGUGGAUCACGCCGAAAAACGCGAGCAAAGAUGAUCCGACAGUGCCGUCGAAGGGUGCACCCGCGAUGAUGGAUGUCCCAGGUUGGGUCAAGGACAUGUCAGAAGAUCAUCACAUAACCGGUUCCACGGUUCCUUGGAGCGUCGGCUUCGCUUUUCGAAACAUGCUGCUCCAUCGUUUCGACGGCGGCGACUUCCUUCUCGCAGAAGACCCGAGCGCGGUGUCCGCGGGUCUGCCGCAGUGGCUAGACGACGAAUUGAGAUGCGUCAUUUGCACGGACAUGUACGUGAACCCGCACGCCUUGAACGGCUGCGGGCACUUGUUCUGUCAUGAGUGCGUCUCUACGUGGUUAAAGAAAAACAAUCAGUGCCCGAUAUGCCGUCAUAAGCUUCUAGUGCCGACCUCGAAGGCGCUCACGCCGUGUCACAUGACGCAGGGACUGCUCGAUCGAUACGUCUUGCCGUAUCUCCCGGCGAAGGAUGUCGCGGCGCUGAGGGAUCGCGCGAGGGAGCUGAGGGACAACGCCGCGGAGCGCUCUGCGGCCGAGGCCAGACAAGCGAACACGAGCGGCGGCGGUAGAUCGAAUACUGCGAACGCGGCGGCGGCGGCGGCUGCCGCGACGUUCGCCACCAUGAUCACCGGCGGGAGUGGUGGUGGUUCCAUCAUCAGGCUAGGAGGCGCGCCGCCAAAUUUCCAGGCGUUUCAGCAGAUGUUCAACUUGCACGCUCAGGCGACCGCGGCGGCGAGGCAAGGGAGGCAAUCUGGUGGAGGCGCGAGUGCAAAUCGUCGAUCGUCGCAGCCUGAAGACUCCUCGCCGAUUCAGCUGGACAUUUCGCCUAUGAACGAAGUGUCGGACACCGUGCAGUCGGUAACAGGUGUCCUUCGAAAUCUCAUGGAGAGCAGGGCGCUCUUCGCUCGCGUUAUGGCUGCCGGUGCUUCGAUGGCGGAGAACACGCCGGGCGAUCCUACCAAUGCGUCCGGUGCACCGACACGGCGCGUGGAGUGGAACGCGGUGAGCUCUAGCAUCGACCGGGAGACGCUGUGCGCUCGUUGCAACGUCGCAAUUCCGCCGCGUUUCUUACGCCUUCGACGCACGGAAACCCAGAUUCCGAGAGGAGGGUCCCCAACGAUGUCACGGGUGUUUUAUCACGCGAACUUCGAUUGCAUCCGCGGGAUGCACGACGAAAUCCGCGCGGCAGAUAACAUCGACGGUUUGAGCGAGCUUUCCGAUCAGGAGAGGAGAGUCAUCACAGCGCUGCGUUCGGUCAUCGCGGAUCCCUCCGCGCCACUCUGCGGUCCAACCGCCUCUUGA
Micromonas pusilla CCMP1545 is the source of this 3837-nucleotide messenger RNA. RefSeq lists its product as uncharacterized. The coding region runs from base 1 to 3837 and encodes 1278 amino acids. The transcript has a single exon. Gene Ontology annotation, molecular function: protein binding. NCBI's taxonomy places the organism in Eukaryota, Viridiplantae, Chlorophyta, Mamiellophyceae, Mamiellales, Mamiellaceae. The record is from RefSeq and is a predicted model, not a curated record.